Messenger RNA from Drosophila grimshawi, 4254 nucleotides. RefSeq names its product poly(A) polymerase type 3 (gene hrg). Gene Ontology annotation, cellular component: nucleus. The transcript is spliced from 9 exons. The coding region runs from base 805 to 2853 and encodes 682 amino acids. The record is from RefSeq and is a predicted model, not a curated record. NCBI's taxonomy places the organism in Eukaryota, Metazoa, Arthropoda, Insecta, Diptera, Drosophilidae. Gene Ontology annotation, molecular function: poly(A) RNA polymerase activity; RNA binding.
ACAUUUGUAUCGCUCGCUGCGGUUCUUGUUCGUAUUAAUUUGCAGAACGCGCAAAACAAACGGCUAAACAAUUAAACACAAACAGCAAAAGUCGAAUACGAAGAAAAAUAAGAAAAGUAAACCAACUAGACGUAAUUCAUCAAUGCAUGUAAUCCGUUAAAUGACAAGUGAUUGUUUGUUGUGCGUCAAUCAGCGACCGAAUCGCCAGAGUCACGUAGCAUAAAAAAGCAGAAGCAGGCCAGAAAAACGAAAAGCAAAAGAAAAAAAGGUUACAUGUGGGUAAAAAGCAGCGAAUACGAUAUGAAAGAGAUGAGCAUAAGCAUGAAGAAGAAGCAGACGACGACGCGCGACAGCGAAUAAAAAAAUAAAGCACACACACACUCACUAAAAAAGCGCGACACAAAUAACAAAUAUAAAAAGUGCAAAGUAAAAAAAAGCCGGAGCGCAACACAAAUGAAUGGGAAACAAGAUUCGUACGUUGCCAAAGUACUACAUAUAUAUGAACAUAUGUAUUCAUCUGCACACAUGCAUAUACAUAUACGCAUACACUUACAACAGCAUAACGAAACUUCAAUUUGUUUAAAACCGAUAACUUAGCCGAACUACAGCAGAGCGAAAGAGAAGAGUCGAGAAGAGAUACAAGAAGAAGAAGCGCAGCAUUUUAUUAUUGUGCGCAUAAUUCCAUUUAUAACUGCCACACAAACUGGAACCAGCAGCAAAGCAGGCAAAUUAAUUAAGAUUAUAAAAUAUAACCAGCUAUUUGUGUAAGACUAGUUAGUAUUUAAACGUAAGGAAAAAACAAAAAUGUGGAAUUCCGAACCAACACAACGCCAGCAAUAUAAUAAUGGCAAUAACAAUGGCAACCAGCCAGCCAAACAGCUGGGCAUGACGUCGGCCAUCAGUUUGGCGGAGCCCCGUGCCGAGGAUCUGCAACGCACCGGGGAGCUGGGCAAAUCCCUGGAGCCGUACAAUGUGUUCGAGAGUCAAGAUGAGUUGAAUCAUCGCAUGGAGAUAUUGGCCAAGCUGAAUACGCUGGUCAAACAAUGGAUCAAAGAGAUAUCCGUUAGCAAGAAUAUGCCCGAGGCGGCUGCCGAUCGCCUCGGUGGAAAAAUCUACACAUUUGGGUCGUAUCGACUGGGUGUGCAUCACAAGGGUGCCGAUAUCGAUGCAUUGUGUGUGGCGCCACGCAACAUCGAGCGCACCGACUACUUUCAGAGCUUCUUCGAGGUGCUCAAGAAGCAGCCAGAGGUCACCGAGUGUCGCUCGGUGGAGGAGGCAUUUGUGCCGGUGAUCAAAAUGAAUUUCGAUGGCAUCGAAAUUGAUUUGCUGUUUGCCCGCCUCUCCCUCAAGGAGAUACCCGAUGAUUUUGAUUUGCGCGACGAUAAUCUGCUCAAGAAUCUGGAUCCACGAUCCGUGCGCAGCUUGAACGGUUGUCGUGUCACCGACGAGAUACUUGCCCUCGUUCCCAACAUUGAGAACUUUCGCCUCGCCUUACGCGCCAUCAAAUUGUGGGCCAAAAAGCAUGGCAUCUAUUCGAAUUCGCUGGGCUAUUUUGGAGGCGUCACUUGGGCCAUGCUUGUGGCACGCACCUGUCAACUGUAUCCGAAUGCGGCCGCUGCAACGCUGGUGCACAAAUUCUUUUUGGUCUUCUCGCGCUGGAAGUGGCCCAAUCCGGUGCUGCUCAAGCAUCCGGACAAUGUGAAUCUACGUUUUCAGGUUUGGGAUCCGCGUGUUAAUGCCUCGGAUCGUUAUCAUUUGAUGCCGAUUAUAACGCCCGCAUAUCCACAACAGAACUCGACAUUUAAUGUGUCCGAGUCCACUAAGAAGGUCAUAUUGACCGAAUUCAAUCGCGGCAUGAGCAUCACAGAUGAAAUAAUGCUCGGACGCGUCAACUGGGAUCGUCUGUUCGAGGCGCCCAGUUUCUUUUAUAGAUAUCGUCAUUUUAUUGUGCUGCUCGUCAACUCACAAACGGCAGACGAUCAUUUGGAAUGGUGCGGUCUCGUCGAGUCCAAGGUGCGACUGCUUAUCGGGAAUCUGGAGCGUAAUCCGCAUAUUGCACUCGCCCAUGUCAAUCCGAAGUGCUUUGAGCUGAAGAAAGGCGCUGUUACCGCCAACAAUUCGCAAAAUAACAGCGGCAACGAAGAUGAUCUGAAACAGCAGCAGCAACAACAGCAGCAGCAAAAAGAUGAAAAGCCUGCCACAUCGACGGUGGCAGCGCCGUUCUGUUCGCUUUGGUUUAUUGGACUCGAGUUUGAGCGUUCCGAGAACCUCAACAUUGAUCUAACCGAGAGCAUACAAAACUUUACAGAGCAUGUGAUUAUGCAUGGCGUAAACAUUAAGAUGCUUAAGGAGGGCAUGGCCAUUGAUGCGCGUCAUGUAAAGCGCAAACAGUUGUCUGUCUAUUUGGAUGCUGAUUUUCUGAAGCGCGAACGCAAAUCGAUGGAGAGUCAUAAUAAUUUCAAUACCACAAUGCUGGCAAAUCGCAAGCGUCUCUCCACGGAGCUGGCACAGUCGCAGGAUCCGCUGCCGCCGGGCCAGCAACAGUCAGCAGCCAGCAGCAAUCGUGGACGCGAAAGUGGCGCCAAAGUGCAUCGGCUAAGUGAAUCGCUCAACGAGGACAACUCGAAUGCGUCUAGCGAUAUGGGUGGUGUGAUGCCGACCACGCCCACUGCGUCGCAAAUGAAUGCGCCCAGUUUCAAGGCGAAGGCGGGAGGCAAUAAUGGCACAACAGAGAGCAGCAGCAGCUGCUUGGACAACAACAGCGAGCCAACUAAUGGCAGCAGCAGCAGCAACAACAACAACAGCAACAGCAGCAAUAAUAGCACAACAACAACUGAGGUGGCCUGUUCGUGACAACCGCCAAAGCCACCAGGACAACAGCAGCAGCAGCAACAACAACAACACCAACAACAGCAACAACAACAGUUAUCACAACAGCAACAUCAGCCACCACCGGCACCGCCGCCGCCGCCACCAACGCCACAUCAUCAUCAGCAUAAAUUUCGCAAGAACAACAAUGCUGCUGCGGCGGCUGCCUAUAAUAGCAUUUUCAAUCAGCGCUCGAUACUGCAUGCGGCUUCAAGUCUAACGGCCGCUCUAAGCAUAACCGGACACAAGCGCAAGCAGCAACCAAAAACAGCAGCAGCAUCAGCAGCAGCAACCACACUUGCUGCCUACAACAGCAAUAAAAACGGUGGCGGUGGCUGUUAUGGUGGCAACAACAAUACACAUUUUAGCUACUACAUUGUUGAUGAAGAUGACAACAACAAACAGCAGCAGCAGCAGCAACAACAACCACCUAACCAAAAGCAACCACAUAAACAACAACAGCAACAUCAACAACAACAACAUUUAACACAUGUUGCUGCUAGGGCAAUGCCGGCAACAGUUACAACAACAGCAACAACAGCGGCUAAAACAGUCGCCAAAGCGGCAACGACAAUUUCUUUGUAAAAAGCUAUAACACGUAGCAUUAAGGCUUAGUUUUCAUAGUUAACGUACCCCAUUGAUUUCCUCGGCAUUGAUGCCACCAAAUUAAUGGAAGCCCAUAUAUUUUAAACAAAACGGUUUCCAUUUAAAAACUGCAGAGUUUUGUUUUUAAGUUUAAUCCUUAAGCGCAAAGGCGUCGAAACAUACUUACAUACCAUAGAUAACCGACAACAACAACAACAGCAACAAACAACAUACAACAUGACUACGAAAACAACAACAACAAAAACAAGAAGAAGAACGGCCAGAAGAAAGCAUUUCGCUAACAUUUGUCUUAAUGUUUUCCUACCCAAUAAUAUUGUUGUACAUCUUUUUUACUUCCCACAGCUGGUAAUGGCGGAGCGCGCCUGUCGGAGAAUGAGAGAGAGAGAAUAAAUAAGUGAGAGAGAGAGGGAGAGAGAGUGGCAAAGAGAUCUUGAAGACACACUGCAUCAUCAACAACAACAGGAAAAUAUAUGAAUCAAAGAAACAAACCAACAACUGCAACAAGAUCGAUUUAGAAUCAAAAUAUUAUUCAAAACUAUUUCUUUAUUUGAUUUAAUGGAUUUCAUCUUGUUUUUUUAUACUUUCAAUCUUUGUUUUCUUCUUCUUCUAGUUGUACGCUGAAAAUUUGUUCGUUUUUCUAAGAAAAGAUAACUGAAAAAAGGUAAUAACAAAAAAAAUAUAUAAUUGAAUGAAGAUAUUGAUUUAAUUUUACCAAAUAAAAAAAAAACAAAAAAACAAAAUACAAAUACAAAGCGAAAGCUAAAAAAAACCAAAAACAAA